GCAAAUGCCACAGAAGAGGACCUUGCCGCCAUUUUGAAGCUGGAACUUGGCAUUGCUGCCAAGGUCGAACGCGAAGGAGAGUGUUCUGGCUACAAGUGGAAGGUAGAAUGGCUGCUCGAUGGAGGCGAUAAACGUGAUCUUCAGGUUGACGGCACAGACCUGACAGGAAACGAUGUGAAGAUUGAACAGAGUACCACAAACAAUGGAGGUCUGUGGUUUUAUCCUAUCCCUGGUGACAUGCUGCGUACCUGGCAUGAUACACCACAGGUGGCAGUGUCUAUAAACAACAUCCCAUCUCGAUGUGAGGGGGACUGCAGUUUUUCGUGGGCUUCAGGCAACACUCCAACCAUAACAAGUGUCACUCCUCCACAAGGAAACGGAGGGAUUGAAGUUGAUAUUGCCGGCACUGGCUUCAGCAGCGACUGUACUGAUAUGAAGGUGGUCAUUGGUCACACGGAUGAUACUGACGAAGGCGUGGCCUGUGAACCAUCUACCUGCACUUCAAACUCCAUAAGAUGCACAGUGGGAAGUUGUGGGCGAGGACAGCAUACAGUGAAAGUGUAUGUGUUGCCGCAUGGAAGCGAUCCGGAUGCAAACACAAAUGGGAGGGCCACAGGAGACGUCUCCUUCACCUACCUCGGAGGCGUAACAGGGAUCAGCCCAACAGCCUCUGGACUUGGAGGAGGUGUUCGGUUGAAUGUCACUGGGUAUGGUUUUGCUGACGAUGACAUCCCAAGAGUAGGCGGAAAUGAAUGUGACGUCAUCUCCCGUAGCAACGAGCAUAUCGUCUGCAUUGUUCCUCCCGGGGUUGCUGGUAGCGCAGAUGUCGCGGUCAGUGGUCUAACAGCUGCAGAUACGUUCACAUACGACGCCGGAUGGACCCCUAUCAUCACAGCGUACUCCCCACGACAAAGCGGAGUUAAAGGUGGAGAUACUUUGACAAUCGAAGGUUCUGGUUUUGGGAAUUCACCAACGAUUGUCUUCAGAGGCCAUGGAGAAACUGAAGAGGUUGAAACAGUUGUAGAUAGCAAUAGGGUCAUGUGUACUCUACCAGGAUUGGCACCAGGAACGUAUGACAUCUUGCUAAACGUCGAUGGGAAUGGGUAUGGCGUCAUAGACGGAUCCGCGUCUUUCCCAACCGUUGAGUACGUUCUACGUGUGACGGGAGUGUCCCCGUCCCAAGGGUCCUUAUCCGGCGGGACACUUGUGGGACUUUCCGGAGAGGGUUUCAGCACAAACGCCGAGGAAAAUGAAGUCAUGUUCGGUGAUACAGCAUGCGAGGUCUUGACCAGCUCGUCUACGGAGGUUUGGUGCCGGAUGGGAAGUGCUGGAAGACGUCAUGUUGUGGACAACAGUGGCACGGAUCCAAACUUUGGCGAAGGCUACGCCUGGAGCCAGGGUACCCUAACCAUCGAAGAAGGCGACACUGUGGUUUGGACCUGGUCUCCUUACACACAGGGUGUGGGGUUCGCCAUCAGACAGACAACUGGACCAGGCGGGGAGCUAUCAGAAAACGGCUUCUCCAGUGGACCCAAGUCAAGCAAAGGCUCCUUUUCCUACACUUUCAAUGCCGUGGGUGAUUAUUACUACACCAGUGGAUGCGUCGAUGACAAAUGUGACAUCCAGAUGACUGGGAAGGUGGAAGUCAUCCAGGCCUUGGACCGCACAGAGACCCUUUCAUUCACACUCAAUGGCAUAGAAGCAACAUACAAUCCUAUCGGGGCAGGACCAGCAUCCAGCGUGACAUGCCCAGGAUCAACAAGAGAAGUGCUAGACUGCUCCACAGAUCCUCCUACUGCAUCUCCCGAUGCUCCGUUUAGCUUCGUCUUCCGUAACUGCAUGACAGCAACUGUCACCUCCCUCAGCCCUACCCAUGGUACUGCUGGGGAGACCAUCACCAUCCAGGGUACGGGCUUCAGCACAAACGCGUGUGAGAAUGAGGUUCUGAUUGGCGCAUACUCCUGUGACGUCACAUCAUCAACAUCCAAUAGCAUCACCUGUCAGGUUAACCCUCUUGACAACAUGCCUGUAGGAUCCUUCCAUCCAGUGUCUGUUAACAUCAAGAACCGUGGGUACGCUAGAAUGGCCACUCCUGAAGGGGAGGAGUCUCGCAUGUUCGCUCUUCUACCGGAAGUGACGUCUGUAUCCCCUGAGCAGGGUUCUACUGAAGGAGGAACCCAGCUCACCAUUCGCGGAUCAGGAUUCGUCUCAUCGAUGGACAGUACCACAGUAACGGUUGGAACAGUCCCAUGUGAUAUUCAGUCCUUUUCUUACACCGAAAUCAUUUGCAUAACGCAAGCAGCAUCCGAGAGAACAAGGGACGUCACCGUCACCCAAGCAACGAGUGGGCAUCACGUCGACAGCGUCUGUGACCCUACAGAUGAAGACAGGGGAUGCAAGUAUGCUUACCGGAGCUCGCAAACACCACGUGUCUCAACCAUAACUCCAUCAACAAGUUCUGGAUCUGUCACUGAGUUCACCAUCAGGGGAAUCUUGUUUGGAACUUCCAAGGAAGACAUAACCGUCACCUUCGGGGAAACGACGUCAUGUGCUGUCACGUCCGUUACAGAUGGCGUCAUUGUCUGCUCAGCCGAGCACAUACCAGUCGGGGAACAGACUGUUGGGGUACACGUGGCCGGACGGGGAAACGCCGCGUCAAGUACGCUUGUGUCCAGCCAGGCUGUGAUCAACUCCAUGUCACCGACAGAGGGGAGUCUCGCCGGCGGGACAACCUUGACCAUCACAGGCAACGGCUUUGGCAGUGACACUAACGUCACCGUGGACGGACAGAUUUGCGAGAUCAUGUCUGUUAAUCUCUCCACCGUAACCUGCAUCACUCCAGCAACUGAUGGAAGUGACCACCAAGCUCAAGUGUCUGUGGUUUCCAAUGGGCAAAGCUACCCCCCACAAGCCUUCACGUACAGUUCAACCCUAACCCCAAAUGUGGCUGGUAUCAGCCCAGUCGAAGCCACCAGCGGGGCAUCGGUAACGAUCACAGGGUCAGGAUUCGGACAAAUGACAGGAGACAAUGAAGUUUCCAUUGAUGGCGCCCCUUGUGCGGUAGACUCAUCAUCGGACACGGAGAUCGUCUGCACACUCGGAGAACACGUGGCCGGCAGUGACUACGUCGUGGACGUGACAGUUGUUGCGAAGGGAAAUGCGAGAUCCGGGGUCACCUUUAACUACGAAUUGUCACUAUCAGCAGUUACACCGAAUUCAGGAAGUUUUGGAGGUGGCCAUACCCUGUCUCUAACAGGAACUGGUUUUGCUGAAGACGCAGCCGUCACCGUGUGCAGUCGCUCCUGUCCUAUUACCAGUGUAAACCCCAGUCUGAUACAGUGUGAACUACCAGCACAUGAUGGAUUAGCCAGUGGGACUGCGGCUUGUGAUGUUGCCAUUGUCGUUGGCAAAGAGACGAGAACUUUACCCAACGCGUUCACCUAUGACAGCAGUCUGACACCCAUCAUCAUGUCCGUCUCCCCUGGGAUGGGAGGAACGGCAGGGGGAACAACUGUCACCGUCACCGGAACAAACCUUAGUGGCGUCACGAGUGUUUCCAUAGCGGGAAGCGACUGUGGCAUAUCUGGAGUACGGUCAGACACAGAGAUCGUUUGUGUGACUGGCGCCCACAACGGAAGCGCAAGAGCGAAGAUCAGGGCAGAGGGCGCCAACGGAAUUGCUACACAGGACAAUGCAGACUUCUACUACGUGGACAGGUGGUCAUCCGUGUACACCUGGGGUGGGGGAGAGGCUGGCUUACCUGUGGAGGGAGACCUUGUCAUUGUCCAUGAGGGACAGACUCUACUGCUGGACAUCGAUACACCAAUACUCAAAAUGCUGCUGAUCCAAGGUGGCACCCUGCUGUUCAAUGACGAGGGAGAUGUGCACCUACAGGCUGAGUACAUACUCAUCACAGAUGGAGGAACUCUCCAAGUCGGUACAGAGGAAGAACCGUUCCAACACCAGGCCACCAUCACUCUGCACGGAAACCUGCGUUCCAAGGAGCUCCCGAUCUACGGCGCCAAAGUUCUUGGCGUUAGAAACGGAAACCUAGACUUGCAUGGUAUGCCUGUUCCGGUUACAUGGACCCGGUUGGCCCAGACUGUAACAGUAGGGGAGACAACGUUCGUUCUGGAGCAGCCGGUCACGUGGAAGGCAGGGGACAGUAUCGCCAUAGCAACGACCGGACAUCGCAACAGCCAGGCUGAGACAGAAGUGAGAGAGAUAGCGUCGGUGGCUGCAGAUGGUGUUACCAUCACUGUCACAGAGCCUCUGCAGUACGAGCACCUCUCUGAGGAGGAGACGUUUACAAGUUCAGGAGUGACGCUGGAGACCAGAGGGGAAGUCGCCCUCCUCACCAGGAAUGUCGUCAUCAGGGGGUCUGAUGAUCCGACUUGGCACGACCAAAUCGAGGCAUGCGAGGAGGGCUUCGACACUGGUGAAUCUGCGACUCAGACGUGCUUCCAGGGUCGAUUCGGAGAGGAGCUCGGCAAUGACCAGUUCGGCGGCCAUGUUCUGAUCCACCAGCCAGAACCAGAUGCAGGUCUCGUCACUGCUCGUAUUGAGCACGUGGAGUUCACGUAUGUUGGACAAGCCUUCCGUCUGGGCCGCUACCCCAUCCACUCCCAUCUGAACGGUGACAUGAGCAACUCGUACGUGCGUGGUUGUGCCAUCCACCGCAGCUUUAACAGGGCCGUCACCAUGCACGGUACACACAACCUACUGGUGGAACGUAACGUGGUCUUCAACAUCAUGGGAGGGGCUUUCUUUAUUGAGGACGGCAUUGAAACAGGAAACGUCCUUCAGUAUAAUCUUGCUUUGUUCGUGAAAGCCAGCACCAGUCUGCUGAACGAUGACAUCACGCCUGCUGGGUACUGGGUUACCAACCCCAACAACACCAUUCAGCACAACCACGCUGCCGGAGGAACCCACUUUGGUUUCUGGUACCGCAUGCACGAGCAUCCCGACGGUGCUUCCUACGAUCCAGACAUCUGCCCACAAAGAGUUCCACUCGGAGUGUUCCAGAACAACACGGUGCACUCCCAGGGGAGGAUAGGGCUGUGGGUGUUCCACGAGUACUACCCUGCUGAGGGUGGGAGCUGCUCAUGGGGCGCCAAGCCAGAACCUGCUGUCUUCAGGGGCCUGACGUCUUGGAGGAAUGAGAAAGGUGCAGAAUGGGUAGAGGUUGGAGCCGUUCAGUUUGAGGACUUCCUCCUGGCGUACAACGAGCACGCAGGGAUCGAGAUGAAACAAAUUAAGAGGCUGUCAGAGUGGGGCUGGGCUAAAAUCACCAACGCUGUCAUCAUCGGACACGGCAAGAUCUCUCCCGAUGACGAAUGCAAUCAUGCUGGAAUUAUCCUGCCGUUUGCCCGAUAUCUGACCAUCAGCGGGGUAAAAUUUAUCAACUUUGACCAAGAUGGCAGCGCUGCUUUCAGACUCACUAGUAUCCAUUGCAUCUGUGAGACUUACUGCGACGGUUUCCAAUACAAGGUUGAAGGGGUUGAAUAUGACAACACACCCAACAAGGCUGGCUUUCGAUGGGAACACGAGGGAUGGAUUGAAGAUAUAGACGGGUCCGUAACGGGAACUGUCGGAGGCAAGGUGCUCCCCUCCUCCGCAACCCUCCCUCCCUCGUGUACAGAUGAUGCAGAUUUCAGUAAAGGAGGUUAUCCGGGGUCUGUCUGCACUGAUCCUGAUCUAAGCUUCCACCGAUUUGCCUUCAAAGGAGUCCUGCCAGAGUCACUGGACAUGAGGAACGCCAUCUUCACGAACGCGUAUGGCACCACUGCAGUACCCUGGUCGCCAAAGAGGAUGACUCACAAGCCUGGCUGGACGAUGAUCCUAGUCGGGAAGGAGACGUACACAUUCAGCUUCCAGGACUCUUCUCACAUCACCAACCUGACGUACUCAGGAACUUUCUAUGAUUUCGAGGACACAGAUUACGUCAUCAUGCAGCACGACUUCACGCAGUCACCUGAUAGCUUCUCACUCUCUGAAGGAGACAACAGGGAGGCAUCUACUGCAGCAGUCAGCUUCGCUAACAACGAGGACAAGGACUGGUACUUUGAUGAGGCGAACGGGAAGGUCUUUUCUUACCUAGUGUCUGGUAAGGGACAAGCCUCCUCAGCUGAUCGGAAUGUGAAACUGAAAGUCUACAGAUGCUUCUAUGAAGACUGUCUUCCUCCAGCCGACCCUAACGACGUCCCGCCUGACAGUCAGCGGCCUGACGACUACGUCCUGUACUCCACCCUCACCUGGAAGGUGGACACUGACGGUUUUAUGGUUCCCAGUUCCUCUGUAACCGACACAAGGAGAAAAAGAUCUCUUUCGCUCCAAGAAAACGACGAUGUGAAGAUCACUGGAGUUCCGUGGUUGGUGCUUGGCGACGAGGAUCUACCAAAGCUUGGAAAACUUUACAUCUACACUGUCCUCGAGUUGUGGGAUCCAUCCAACCCGUAUAGAGAUUACACAGUAGAAGCCACCCACAUCUUCAUACAGGGAGGACGGCUGAUUGUUGGCUGGCCAGACGCUCCAUAUCUUGGCAACGUCCAUAUCAUCCUCCACGGUGACCACAACACUCCCGAGAUGCCUGUACCAAACGGUCCGACUGUUGGGGCGAAGGCAAUAGGUGUGUUCGGAGGCCUGGACCUGAUCGGUAAGGAACGGAACGUGUGCUGGACUCACCUGGCACAGACAGCUGCAGCAGGUGCUCACACCAUCACCCUGGCAGAUGUCGUGGACUGGCAGGUGGAUGAGGAAAUAGUCAUCACAACCACCAGUUUUGACGCCUGGCAGACGGAGACGUUUAAGAUCACGGCUGUAUCUGCAGACGGCAGGACGCUCACCUUGAACUCCACUCUUGCCUAUGAUCAUAUCUACCACAGUGACACGGUGAAUGGCCAAUCCUACACCAUGGCAGCAGAGGUGGGACUCCUCACCAGGAACAUCAAGAUUGAGGGUGCGGACUAUCAGGGUCUCUUCAGCGAGUCCUUUGGUGCCAGGGUGCUGAUUGGCUCAUUCAACACCGGAGGACAAACAUACACAGGCUACGCCCGGAUCAAGAACGUGGAGUUUUACCAAACGGGGCAGGAAGGUUGGAACGCCUUCUAUGAUCCACGCUUCUCCCUGGCAUUUGUCAACACCGGAGACGUGUCAGAUGCAAAACCGUCCAUGGUCGAGAACAACGCCUUCCACAACGGCUUUUCGCCUGGUAUUGGUGUGUACGGAACAAACAAGCUGGAGAUCAUCAACAACAUUGUACAUCACACUGUUGGACAAGGAAUGAUCAUCGAGGGUUCUCGGAACAACCUGACCAGAAACCUGAUCGCCCUGUCCAUCUGGCCCGGUGCGUACCAGGACCGUAAGGAGGAGAGUAGUCAGAAAUGGGAGGCAGCUCUGGAGAUCAUGGAUGCCACAAAUGUCGUACUGACGGAUAAUGUCAUUGCCGGGGCAGAGCGCAUCGGAGUGCACCUGGAUGGCGAACCGUGUCCUGGUGCAGACAACCCGGUCGAAAGUUGGAGUGGAAACGUCAUCCACUCAGCUCUCCAUGGCACCCACGUGUAUGAGGACGGCCUGCCAGAGUGCUCUAUGAUCUCCAACUUCCUCAUCUACAAGUGUUACAGCUAUGGAGUCUACUUCCAGUCUGUGUCCAGUGCUGUACUCAACAACAUUACAUCCGUUGACAACGGAAUCGGAACAUUUACGUCAAUCAUCGGACCUCCGUCUAUCUCACAUGAGGGCAAAAACAAGUUUGUGAAGAUACAAGACUCCUUAUUUGUUGGUAGAAGUGCCUCCUUCAGCUGCGAGAACGAUGUCUUGGACUUAAGUGACGACAACAUAGAUGUGGCAAGAUCUGUAGGGGGGUUAGGGUUCUCCAGUGAGAAGGGGACUCCAGGAGGACACAUUGGCAUUUCUUUCCCCGGCUUUAUUUCGGGAUUCAGCGGCUCCCCUCUCCAUCCGUGGGAAACUGUCAUGAAAGUUCCAGCAUUGCUUGGCGUAACAGAAGUGAAAGGCGUGGCGUUUUCUAAUUUCGGCGAAGCAUGCAGUGGUCUACAGGACGUGGUGUUUCAUACUUGGAACACUAAUGAGGACGGGAUGCACCCUAUUGAGACGGAGGGACUGCAUUUUGUGGAUGUCGAUGAGAACAACAAAGCUUUCAUCGGGAGACCUGCCCUUAGCACGAUCAACCCAACUGAAUGUAUCGACAUGGAGUGUGACGGGAAGAAAGAGACGUUGAUUAAGGACCGUGACGGCACCUUCCUCCCAUCGGGGGUACCCGGGGCCCUCAUCCCGCAGGCGGAGUGGGAGUGGGACGGUGACCCCAGGAGAGGCCUGGGAGACUACCGCAUCCCCAAGACCAUGCUGGCUAACCUGGACGGGAGUCAGAUGGACAUCAGUCAAAUUGUGACUGGAGGAAGAGGUAUCAUCAGAACCCAAGACUGUGUAAACAAUGAUGAGAUGCACGGUCACAUGUGCCACGGUCUCAACUACGAGAUGUUGGUGAUCGAGAGCCUUGAUGAGGACACCGAGACCCGAAGGCUGUCACCUGUAGCACUCCUGGCUGACGGGUACAUAGACCUGCUCAAUGGAGCGAUGAGCCACGAAUGGUGUGGAGGCUACAGCUGCAACAAGCGUAUCUCCACCUUCUGGGGGAUCGUGGCCACGGAGAAGGACUAUCUCAUCCACUUCAGCGGCGUGAGUCCCCAGAACCUCCGUCUACAGCUCCUCAACACCGCCCCUGACAGGUCCAUGGUUAUCGGCAUCUACUACUCCAAGCCCGAAAGACUUGACGUGUAUGUGGACGGCAGUUUCAUCGAACCAAAGAACUUCGACCCUAGCACGGGAGGAAUCAUACCAGGGAACCACAAGCCAACAUUGAGCGAUGCAGCUGGUGCAAACUUCAUGGACAUUGAAUGGCAGACUCUGUAUUUCACUCUGAAGGGAUCCAACUCCGUAACAAUCAAACAAACCGAAAUCAUCGUCCUAACCUUCGGGAUGCCGCCGGUGACGGUAGAGGACUUCUUCUCCUCCGACCAGCUAGCUAACAACCUCUGCCUGUUCCUGAACAUCCCGGCUGACAAGGUACGCGUGAUGGACGUCGUACGUGAAGAUGGCUCACGUCGCCGCCGUGACGUCGGCAGCAUGACUGUUGAGAUUCAGAUAGGAGACCCACCAACCCCGUUCCUCAAUGGAACUGCUGAUAACAGCCUUUCUCACGAUGAUCUGUUGCGAUUGGCGGCACGGUUGGUGAAUGCAGUGCAAAUAGGUGAAUUGGACAGUGUGUUUGGCACAAACGUGACCAGCGUGUCUGUGGUCGACCCGGUCCCGCCUGUGGCUAGUCAGGAGUGGCGUGAUCUGACUGUGAACCAGACCCGGGCAGAUGACUACGUCCCGCCGGACUCCAUCAUAGUGCAAACCCAGCCGGUACCUCUUCACGAGAUGGCCGUCUUCAGUGUUCAGCCCAAGAUUCAGGCUUUUGACACGGAGGGCAACCAUAUGGAACAUCUUGGCCACAGCAGCGCCCCCUGGAAUAUCACUGCCUCCCUGCAGUCGGGAGAUGAUACAGACCCAAGAGCGACCCUGAGUGGUACCCUCAGUGUGCCAUACGUCAACGGUUGGGCCAACUUUACCGACCUCACGGUCCCCCACAGUGGUGAAGGCUACACGAUCCGAUUCACGGUCACCCAGAAUGCCGCAAAUCUUCUGCAGGUCCAAACUCAGCCGUUCACUGUCACAAGGGUACCAGUUAGAGCUGCUAUAUUUAGCAAACCAGACACAGCCAUUGUUAACGAACCUUUCAACCUCCAACUGGAGCUGAGGGACGCUGUGACUGGACAGGCGAUCACGGACAUCUCAUGGAAGGGGCAGAGUUGGUUAGCCACUGUCUCUCUAAUGGAACCUGUACCCGGCUUAUACAAAGGCAGCCUCAGCGGUAACACAUCAACAACGUUUGACGUCCUGAACGGCCAUGCCACCUUCAGGGAUAUCACUCUCACUGGCGCAAGUCGCUAUCAUCUCCAGUUCCACGUCACUACUAACCCACCCAUGGAGGAGUACGACUUUAUCUACAUCCCCGACCCAAUCGACAUCUUCCCUCCGGGAUUUCAGAUGCCCUUGGGAGUUACCAAGGACGUACAGAUCACCUUUGAUGCUGACUUCUACCAGACGGUAGGAGACCACGAACUCUACUUCGAGACCUUCAUGAUGAACGUUCUCAACGCCAAUUUCAGCACGAUGUACUUUUCAGCUGCAAACGCCUAUGCAGGAAGUGUUGUGGUGGACUUGACCAUGACCGGCCCGGAGGAUGAGGUGGAGGCUGCGUUGUUGCGCCUGUGGUACCAGGUGCAACAGCCAUUGAAGGUCACGUUCAACGACAACACCAUGGAAACUAUCGACAUCAUGUAUGUGGAUGGUCAGCGGUAUUACGGUACGGAAACGGUGAACUCAGGACCAGAUGUGGCGUUGAUCGCUGCCGUCUCAGCUGUCGCGUUACUUCUCCUUGUUGUCAUCAUCCUGGUCGUUGUUUGGCUGAAGAAGAAAAAGACCAACAAAAACAAAGCCUGGGAAAACUCCAGCCGGUCCUCGUCCUCUUCUCUCCUCCGUCCAAGUUCUGUGGCUGGCCUAAGUAAUGUUAAUGUGGAGAUGGGUUCUCAUGAGAUGAAGGACCUUGAAGCCAGCCUGGGUAAGACGAACGCUGCCUUCACCAUGCACGAGACCAAGUUUGACAAGACGGACAUCCAGUCCCGUCCGGUAUCCCGCUCCUCCGUCUCCCCUCGCUCCCUUUCUCCACCGGGUUACGUGUGUGACGAUGAAAAUGACAUCCCCGAGCCUAGGAACGUGACAGUGAAACUGCUGGACAAGAUGCACCGUCUUGGGGAGAUAGAGAAGACAUGGCUGGACAUGAAGAAGCCUCUCAAGCAGGUACGGGAAGACCUGGUGGCCGCCUUUCCUGAUCAGCUGGAGUGGGGGGACUUCGUGUUCCUGACUCCCGGACUGACUCACGUCCCCACGGAGGCUGAAAACAAGAAACGUCUGAAGGACAUUGUGGAAUUAGGAGAAGACAUCGUCACCAUUCACAUGGUGUAAGACCUGACCAUCGCACGGACAAAGGACUUGGAUCGUCACAUAUUUUGUUUGCUGUGUUUUUGCUUUAAAAUGAUCAACACGAUACUAUUCAACGGGAUAAGCCGCAAAACUUUAUAAGUUGUUCUACCUCGUAAUUCCCUCCUACUACAAAAAAUCAACGAUGCAAUCCUACCAUUAUGUAUUGACUAAAAGCGACAAUGAGAAGCCAGACUUAAACUUGUAACAGUGUAACUGUUGUGUAACGUCGUGACUGUAUCCCCUAUACAGUUGUAAUCAUUACAGACGUAACCAUUAAGAUUUCUGACUGGUCGUUGAUUAUGUUGGUACUAAGUAUCAACGAAGGUCACGUGAAUUGUCGUGCAAGAUGAAAACCAUACAAGAUCUUUUUUCAUAUAUACAUUUAAGAUGAACCAGCACUUUUACAUAAAGUUUUGUGCCAACAAGCAUUUUGCAUAAACUUGUAUGUAUGUUGACGUUUGUUAGCUAGACUGGUCACUCAUAAAUCAAUGCAUAAUAAGAGAGCGUGAAAUAUAACUGCAAUAUGGUGAUAUCGUCA
Molecule: messenger RNA, 11641 nt
Organism: Branchiostoma floridae (Florida lancelet)
Lineage: Eukaryota; Metazoa; Chordata; Leptocardii; Amphioxiformes; Branchiostomatidae
Product: fibrocystin-L-like
Exons: 60
Coding region: 238-11085 (3615 amino acids)
Source: RefSeq, a predicted model, not a curated record